This is a messenger RNA of Anopheles coluzzii, 1370 nucleotides long. RefSeq names its product nucleoporin seh1 (gene Nup44A). The transcript has 4 exons. The record is from RefSeq and is a predicted model, not a curated record. Gene Ontology annotation, cellular component: Seh1-associated complex; nuclear pore outer ring. The coding region runs from base 132 to 1211 and encodes 359 amino acids. NCBI's taxonomy places the organism in Eukaryota, Metazoa, Arthropoda, Insecta, Diptera, Culicidae. Gene Ontology annotation, molecular function: structural molecule activity; protein binding. Gene Ontology annotation, biological process: positive regulation of TORC1 signaling; cellular response to amino acid starvation.
ACUGGCGCCGCCGCCACAGCGAAACGUCAAACGCUAAUCAGCCACUGCCGGGAACGAUUGCUGGAAACGGGUUCGGAAAACGCAUCGCACACACUAUUUGGCACGCAGGAAUACGACAUACACGCCUAGCCAUGUUUGAAACACAAAUCAUCCACACCGAGCACAAGGACGUGAUACACGAUGUGGCCUACGAUUACUAUGGCCAGCGGAUGGCGACCUGCAGCAGCGACCAGUACGUGAAGGUGUGGGACCAGAACGAGCAGGGCGUGUGGAGCGUAACGGCCAGCUGGAAAUCACACUCCGGCUCGGUGUGGCGCCUGUCCUGGGCGCAUCCCGAGUUCGGGCAGGUGCUGGCGACCAGCUCGUUCGACCGCACCGUCUCGGUGUGGGAGGAGACGGUGGGCGAAAAGACAAACCCGGCCAUGCCGCCGCUGAAGCGCUGGGUGCGCCGCACCAACCUGGUCGACUCGCGCACGAGCGUGACGGACGUGAAGUUUGCGCCCAAGUCGCAGGGCCUGAUGCUGGCGGCCUGCUCGGCCGACGGCAUCAUCCGCAUCUACGAGGCGCCGGACAUUAUGAACCUCUCCCAGUGGACGCUUUCGCACGAGAUCAGCGUCAAGAUACCGCUCAGCUGCCUCACGUGGAACCCGUCCAUGUUCCGGCUGCACCCGCCAAUGAUUGCGGCCGGCAGUGACGACUCGUCGCAGAGCACCGGCGGCAAGGUGUUCAUCUUCGAGUACAGCGAGAACGCGCGGCGCUGGGCCAAGACGGAGACGAUCAACUCGAUCACCGAGCCGGUGCACGAUAUUGCGUUCGCCCCGAACGUCGGUCGGAGCUACCACAUCCUGGCGGUCGCUAGCAAGGAUGUGCAAAUUUUUAACCUCAAACCAAUCCUCGAUCCAACGGCAAACUCAAGACUGGAAAUACAGGCGGCCGCCCAGUUCGGGGACCACUACUGUACGGUGUGGCGCGUUACGUGGAACAUUACCGGCACCAUGCUUGCCUCGACCGGUGAUGAUGGGUGUGUUCGGAUGUGGAAAAUGAAUUAUUUGAAAAACUGGCGCUGCGCAGCGGUCCUCAAGGCAGAAAACUCCGAAUCGGCCCCGGAAACGUCGGUGACCGCUUCCCUCAAGUCGAGCAUAGUGAAUGCAACGGCCAAGUACUACAAGCGAGGCACAAUCAGCCAUCCCGGGCAGGUUCCACGGCAUUAGCCGGCAUGCAGGAGGCUUCCGCCGUAGUUGUCGUCGUCGUGGAGGUGUGGUACGAAAGGCGAAUGAAAGUUUGCGAUUACGGUACGAAUGGAAAUGUGUUCUGUUAAAUAAAUGCUACAAACCUAUUGUGAGAAUAAUAAACAUUCAACAAACAACAAA